Molecule: messenger RNA, 2380 nt
Organism: Sinocyclocheilus anshuiensis
Lineage: Eukaryota; Metazoa; Chordata; Actinopteri; Cypriniformes; Cyprinidae
Gene: b3galt4
Product: UDP-Gal:betaGlcNAc beta 1,3-galactosyltransferase, polypeptide 4
Exons: 1
Biological process (GO): protein O-linked glycosylation
Cellular component (GO): Golgi membrane
Molecular function (GO): hexosyltransferase activity
Source: RefSeq, a predicted model, not a curated record
UCAUACCCAAAAGGAAGAGUAAAGACAUUUUUCCUGUCAUCUGUAAAAAUGGUGGGGUAUAGUUUUAGGAUCUGCAAGAGCUGCUUUGGGAAGCGAGGAGGCCAUUUAAAGUUUAUCCAUUACCUCUUCAUAAUAGUCUUCUGUAUCUCCCUGCUAGCUUUACUCUUUAUUGACGUAAUCGAAUUGUGGGUAACCUCGCUAGGAAUGAGCAGAGCGAUAGGUCCUCACGGAGUAGUCCUUCCACACAGUAUACCCCCGACCCGUUCCGAAGAGUACUUGCUUAUGCCUAGCAUCCACGUCUGCCAGCGUGCCGAACCAUACCUUAUCAUUUUGGUGGCAACCGCACCUCACAACAGAAAGGCCCGCCAGGCCAUUCGUGACACCUGGGGUGGGGAAGUACAAGUCAGGGGUCACCGAGUCAUGACCCUCUUCAUUGUAGGUCAGCCAUAUGACCCAGUUAUUGGCAAAGAAUUAAUAGAAGAGUCAAAGGAGCGUGGGGACCUCAUACAGGGUCGCUUCAUUGACUCCUAUGGCAACUUGACCCUGAAAACUCUGUCUAUGUUGGGCUGGGCACGCCGUUUCUGUCCACAGGCUCACUACCUGGCUAAGGUAGAUGAUGAUGUAUUGUUCAACCCUAGUGCACUGCUGCAAUAUCUCAACCUCAGCUUUAAAACGGCAGAAAACGAACUCACAGAGCUUUAUCUGGGCCGGGUCCAUAUGCAGGUAGCACCGGACCGCAAUCCUGCCAGCAAACACUUCAUGUCGGAAACUGCAUACGCUGGUAUGGUAUUUCCUGAUUACUGCAGUGGAACAGCAUACGUACUUUCUCGGCCAGCUUUGCUGAAGCUGUCACUAGCAGCUGUUUCCAUACGUUUACCCAGACCGUUGCCCCCAGAGGAUGUGUUUGUAGGUAUCUGCGCUCAUACAGCAGGCAUUACACCUACCCAUUCGCCACUCUUCUCUGGAGGACCAGCUGUACCAUACAGUCGUUGUUGCUAUCAAACGAUGGUGUCUGUCCACCAUACCAAGCCAGGGGAAAUGGUGCACUACUGGAAGGAAGUGCACUCUACUGCCCCAUGUUCAUGGUUGGGUAUGCGGACAUCUCUUGGUGUCUGUAAAAUUAGAGCACUUCUUGGGACACUGUUGGGGAAAGACUCCUAAAAUGAAGAUACAUUAAAUCUGAGAAACCUGUAGGAAAGUAAAGUAUUAUGAAAAAACUAAAAAAGCACAAAGGAUAUUAUUUGGUGAAACUAUGCACUGCAACAUCAUUUUGUUAUUAUAAAGCACUUGAAUUUAUUCAUGUGCCUUUCAUGAUCAAAUUUUUAUGCUCAAAGUGGGCUGUUAUCAACCGGUACGCAGUUCUGGCACUUCUAUAUUAUAAUCUUUAGCAUACCUUCACUUUUUCUUGUGUACACCCACUUCUUAUAUGUAGUUGGUACUUUGCCACUCAGAGUCAAAGUGUCAGUGUCCGGGUGAUUAGUAAUAAUACAUUACAUAAAUUACACUACCCAAGAGGAGGCACUACGAGAAUGACUCAUCUCGACAAAUCACAUGAAUGCAAGCAGAGUCUGUCUGAUCUAUUCAUUCGGACCAUGUGACGUCACUGUGCUUUAUUGCUUUAACGUUAGCUAAAUUAACAUUAAAUUCAGAUUGUGCAGUAAAGCUAACGUUAUCAUUGACUCAAACGUACCUUGAGCUGAUGUCAGUUUUAAAUUUACAAGUAAUCAGCGCCUUACAUUAUUAUGGGCUUAACUGUUACUGUUACACUUGCUGUACCCAUAGGAUCCUAAAAAUACAAUCAAGUCCAAAGCACAGUGUGGGAAAUGGUAGUAAAAGGUAAUUUAUUAUUUUAAUAUAUUAUUAUUUAUGAAAUCUCAUUUAGAUGUGCUGUGUUCGUUGUCAUAUCGGACACAAAAAUGGCGGCGAGCAUAGCGGAAGUGACGUCUUCGGUACCCAUGGAUUGCCGCUGAGGACACACACACACACACACAAUAAAUAUCAAAUCAGUUGUUUGGCAAAUGGUUCCUAUGGUAAAUAAAUGUAUGAUCUACCAUCGAUAUCUCCUAGUAUAUAUGUAUAUUUUUUUCCAUUGUAGAAAUUUCAAAUGUGAUAAUGAUUUGCAUAUGCCAGCCAGUGCACACCAGCACUUUAUUUCCUAACUUCAAGCACUGAAUACUAUAUAAUAACAUCAAAUAUAAUGGGAACACGGCUUGGCCCAACAAAGAGGACAGUAUGCACAGUGAAGACCAGGAGUCAAAAAUGAAUUUCAGUUGGCUGACAGAGAGUUUACUGAAGACUAAGUUCUCCGUAUUUUCAAAGGUUGAAAAAAUUAGUUUGAGGAUCCAGUAUGGCUGCAAGAUAAUAGUUGAACAGUUUUUUU